AUUCUCGCCCUGCGUGCAGAGGUUCCACUGUCUCUGGAACUGCAGAGAAAGCUCCGCCAGCCAAAUGAUUAUCAGCACUUGUAGCUGAGACUCUUCAGAGCAGCUCCUGGGAAGGAAAAUAAAAACGUCCCCAGACACUUCCGUCAGCAUCAUGAAGCCGUCACUGCUCCCGUCUGUGGUGUUUCUCUGCAUGCUGCUGCUGCUGCCCGCGCUGGGAUGGAAAAAGAAAAUGUAUUCUCAGGAAAAGCUGCUACUCGAGGAAUGCUGGGGACAGCCAAAGGCUAAUGACUGUGCCAAGAAGUGUUCUAGAACUUUCAAAUGUAUACACAGAAAUCACACAUGCUGCUGGGCCUACUGCGGCAACAUCUGUGCAGAAAAUGGGAAAUAUUUUGAAAGAAAGAAAUGACCCUAAAUUCUCCGUGGCCCAGUCUCUUGAGAGCUAGCAGCCAUUUAGAGACUUCAGUGGUUACUUUUGGAAACGCUGUGUUUAUUGGUGGGUAGAAAAGCAAAC
Arvicola amphibius (Eurasian water vole) is the source of this 511-nucleotide messenger RNA. RefSeq names its product WAP four-disulfide core domain 11 (gene Wfdc11). The transcript has 4 exons. Lineage: Eukaryota; Metazoa; Chordata; Mammalia; Rodentia; Cricetidae. The record is from RefSeq and is a predicted model, not a curated record. The coding region runs from base 152 to 406 and encodes 84 amino acids.